AUGGUCGCUGAAUUCUUAAUCUCACAAAUUGUUACGAGGUCCUUAAUUUGGGACUUCGUAACAAAAUUCAUUGUCUUUGACAUGGAAAAAGCUUUGCCUCAGCUUAACCAUUUUGGAUAUAAUACACCUUCUUUGUCGGCACUUUGGUACAAAUGA
This is a messenger RNA of Plasmopara halstedii, 156 nucleotides long. RefSeq lists its product as uncharacterized. The record is from RefSeq and is a predicted model, not a curated record. The transcript has 2 exons. Bases 1 to 156 code for a protein of 51 amino acids. Lineage: Eukaryota; Oomycota; Peronosporomycetes; Peronosporales; Peronosporaceae.